Molecule: messenger RNA, 1800 nt
Organism: Danio rerio (zebrafish)
Lineage: Eukaryota; Metazoa; Chordata; Actinopteri; Cypriniformes; Danionidae
Source: RefSeq, a predicted model, not a curated record
ACGCCGUUUCUUUGUACAAGGUUAAUUAUUUAACUUGUUGCUCGGUAAGGUACCAUUCCUACCCGAAGGCAACCGUGUGUCAAGACGCGUGGUCAAGGUAUGCCCGGCAGCUGCUCUCCUCUGUCAUGGGUGAUAUUAGACAGCGCAAUGGCUCUGUGAGUAAUAAUGACACAGAUUUAUCUGUUGUCCCUUAUACAGCAGACGACAUCAGGGUGCUUUGUCAUAAAGUUGAAGAUGGGAAGGUUGGGGAGGAAUUUGAGAUGCGAACUCUAUCAGAAGUGCCGGAUGGGGACGCUGGGGAGUCCCGACCGGUCAACCGCGGUGCUUUUUACCGGGUUUGUUUGCCGGCUUGCUGUAAAAGAAGCGACACUCACCGUGACGAGGAUGAAGAUGAUGGUGAGGAGGACACGGGGGAAAACACCGUUCAGAAAGAAAAGCAGCCGUCAUGUCCGGGGCUGGGCCUCAUGUACAGCUUGUUAGCGUCUGUCUUCUUCUCCAUUGCGGCUCUUCUUGUGAAGAAAAUGGAGGGGAUGCACGCCAUCCAAAUCAGUGCCAUUCGCUGCUUCUUCCAGAUGCUGUUUGUCUUGCCAGCCAUGAUAUAUUACAAAACUGGCUUUUUGGGACCAAGAGGUAUGCGAAUCUACCUGUUCCUCCGUGGCUUUCUAGGCUCCAAUGCCAUGAUCUUGUUGUAUUACGCAGUUCUUCAAAUGCCUCUGGCUGAUGCCACAGUUAUAAUGUUCAGCAAUCCAGUCUUUACAGCCUUGCUGGCGUGGAUUUUCCUCAAAGAGCGAUGCACGAUAUGGGACGUGGUCUUCACUGUGUUUACACUCACCGGCGUCAUUCUGAUAGCCAGACCACCAUUCCUGUUCGGCGGCGAGUUGUCAGGGAUUGAAGGGGAUUAUAGCAGUCACAUCAAGGGCACAGUGGCCGCCUUUUCUGGAGCGGUCGGAGCAGCUUGCACUAUGGUCAUUCUGAGAAAAAUCGGGAAAAGGGUUCACUACUUCCUCUCCGUAUGGUACUAUGCAGUUCUGGGACUCAUCGAAUGUGUCGUUGUCCUGUUCAUCUUGGACGAGUGGACUAUUCCGUCCUGCGGCUGGGAUAGAUGGACGCUCAUGGCCAUCGGGGUGCUCGGCAUAGCCGGACAGGCCUUUCUUACCAAAGCACUGCAGAUCGAGAAGGCAGGACCAGUUGCACUUAUGAGGACGAUGGAUGUGGUGCUGGCCUUCGUCCUGCAGUUCCUCUUCCUCAACCGCAAGCCAACAUGGUGGAGUUUAGGAGGAGCGCUGUGUGUGAUCAGCAGCACCAGUGGAGUGGCCUUAAGGAAGUGGUAUAACAGCACAAGACAGAAGAGCUGAUCAUGCACACUAUAGGGAGGUGAAGAUCCAUUUUAUAUAUGUUUGCUACAGAUAACUGCUGCGUUAGAUACCAAAGAGGCUUUUCACUGUUAUCAUAUACAGCUAUGGAAAAAAAAAACAAUGAGGCUACUAGAGAUAUUCUCUAUUUCUCUGGGUGUGCUGUUGGAUUUAAUUAUUCUAAAUGUUGAUAAAAUGUUGAUCGUUGUUUUGUCCUGUAAUUUUCACAGCAGAUAGCGCUAGCUUUUCGUUUUUAACAGAUGGGGCUCCAGCCUAGGGGUUAACAGCAGAUGGCGCUCUAGGCUAAUGUUUAACAGCAAAUGGCACUAGCAAAUAGCACUCUUGCUUAUUUUUAAACAGCAGAUGGUACUUUAGGCUAGUUCUUAACAGCAGAUGGCGCAAGCAGAUGACGCUCUAGGCUAGUUUUUAACAGCAAAUGGCGCUCCAG